Molecule: messenger RNA, 1616 nt
Organism: Trichobilharzia szidati
Lineage: Eukaryota; Metazoa; Platyhelminthes; Trematoda; Strigeidida; Schistosomatidae
Source: the annotation of a GenBank genome assembly
GCGACUUGUCGCGAAAUGACCUUGCGGUGUAAGGUACGAUGAGAGUGGUUUUGCAACCAACAGAAUUAAAAGUACUCGUCCGUGGUAUUAACUCGCUAGCUAAACUCGGUCAUGAAAUUUACUUUGAAUGUGGAACAGAUGACGUAAGUAAACUUUUUAUCAUUUGUAGAGAUGUUACAGUUGAAAAUCAAAACAGUGAACUCUUCAAGAUCAGCGUUUGCAGUGAUUCAUUUUAAACAAAUAUUUUUCGACAAAUUUGCUAGCAGUUUGCCUAAUGGAUCUGUACAGCGUUUUAAGGUCCCAAGUAGUUCAUGUACCAAUGUUUUUAGACUUACUUCGGCUUUGGAGAAAUCUGUUCUUAAGUGUAAAAUGUUUUUAUCAACUGAGGAAACUAUCCUUACGGUGCAGUACUUCUGUAAAUUCGGUAUCGUUAAGACGUAUAACAUGUCGAUAAUCGAUUGUGAACAGUUGGAGGCAGUUUACUCUUUGGAAUGUAGUCCCAAUCACUUACUUAUAUCUGCUCGUUUGUUGGGGGAAGUGGUAAAUAAUUUUCGCCAAUCUUCCGAGGAGUUAAUGUUCAUUCUGAAUGAUGGGGAGUGUACAUUCCAAAACCACACGUUUCAGACAGAUCCUUCCAUGAUAACAACGCAAAUUCCUCUGAAUGCUACUGAGUUUGAGGUGUACAUAGUCAAGUCAAAAUGUGAAAUCACAUUUUGCCAAAAGGAGCUCAGGGUUAUUUUGCCAUUUUGUGAAUUGAUUUCUCCCAUGAUAAGAAUAUACUGUGAUCGACCAGGAAAGCCUAUAAUAUUUGCUUGUACGCACGAGACACGACUCAGUGCUCGAUAUGUUCUAGCGACCUUCCCUUCAGAUGGAUGUUCACUUCCUAGUUCUCAGCAGUCUGAGUCUUCUCGCCACUCACUGUUGAAUAGAACUCCUGUCCCACUGCAACGUCCUCCUAGUUUAUUUGCAGACGAAAACAUUCAAAAUGAUGAUACUGUAUUGGUGAACACAAAAAGAAAUCCAAAUUCUCUUUCCUCCAGUAGAUGUCUGUUAUCACAAGCAAAUGAAUUUCCUACACAAAUUAUUCAAGCAGAUGUAAAUAUGACUUUAACAAAUAAACAGCCUACAAGUGAGAAAAUGAAGCAUUCUUUUCCUAGUUCACAUCACAGUCGUGAUUCUCAAAGUGAAACGCCACUUAAGAAGGUCCGUUCAGCUCUAUUUUCAAACUUCCAAGGUAAGGACAGUUUUAGUACAUUUGGUGGUGGCGGUGUUGGAGAUAAUACAAACACAACUGUACUUGGUCGUACCAAUUUGUUGGAACAGAGAGCUAUGACAACCACAACAAAUACAACAAUAGGAACAACAGGAACAUCAAUAUUAGCAUCGAAAACAACCAUAUUAAAUUCAACUCUAAUGGAUCAGACAUCUACAGUCGGUGGUCAUACUGUACUUGUUGCUGAUUCAGACGAUGAAGACUGACCCCCCCUUCCCGUUUUUCAUACUUGUAUGCAGAUCUCACAAUUUUGUACAUAUAUUUAUAGAUAUUAUCAUGUUUUAAAGAAGUUGUCAUCAAAAGAUUUGAACAAAUCUGGCUUUUUGUUAUUUUUCAAUUCCAG